Molecule: messenger RNA, 799 nt
Organism: Acaulospora colombiana
Lineage: Eukaryota; Fungi; Glomeromycota; Glomeromycetes; Diversisporales; Acaulosporaceae
Source: the annotation of a GenBank genome assembly
GGACAUACAUGGGCGCCUCGAAACGGCUUACAAAGAUGCUCUGGUGAAUCCUGAUAGCACGGAAGUUGAGGAGGACGCUUUCCCGGAAAGCGAUGAUGCAUUUAUUAUGAUCUCGGCGAUGAUUUCUUCGGAUUCAGAGAUUUGGGUUUGGUCUAUUCUCAGGUGCCCCACAAGUUAUUUUUUGGAACGAGCAAACCGAAGCCUCAACUCAAAAAAGUAUCCGAGCAAGGACACCAACGUAAAUAGACGAUCUCGUUACGCUCCACCACCACCUUGGAGUCAGGUCAAUGACCCAGACUGUCAGAUUGGCCUACUUCGAGAUUUCUUCCGUAACAAGAUGGAAGAAUCUAAUGGAAAAUUGAUCGAGGAUGACUUCCUUCCGGCCAAACAACGCAAUCAACAACGGCCAAGGGUGCCUCCCACUGGCAAGAUUCCGCCACAACCUAAGAGGCAGCCUAAGCUUCAAUUAAUGGCUGCUGCACUUGCAGAGAAAAAGAAGAAAAAGGAAAGAGACGCUCAAAUGGCCGAAGAGAAGGAACGUGCGAAACGUCUAAAGGCCGAAGAACAGGCCAAGGAGGCAAAGAAAGCGGAAGCCGCAAAAAAAGCGGCCAUAGAAAAUAAAAAGAAGAAGGUAACUGUCAAAACAGGAAAAGUCAAAACACCUCAACCUGAUGUUACCGUCACGCCUGUACCUAAAAAACACGAAUUGGAAGAUGGCAGUGAUAGUGAGUUGGUGCCAUUGGCCCAACGGAAAAAGCGUCGCGUCGAGGCCACAAAUAGUCGCGUUGGUAAUAAGAGG